CAAUUCCCCUCCUCAUUUCUUUGCCCUUCCGUUAAAUCCAGGAAAACCUGCUAGUCCAGAGCAGCGGCACGGGCUUGAGCAAGAGCGCGAAAACGGAUGGCUUGGUUGCCCCUGAGAGGAGCGAAAGUCGACUUUUUCUCGCGUUUUUUUGCUGGCUUCUCCUUCUCCAUUUGCGUGGAAGGAGAUGUCUUUUGUGUCCGUGUAGAGUUCGUUCAAGCGAGAAACCGGAGUCAAAGCAGGAAGGGAAAAGUCGCAUGCAGCAAAAAUCGACGGAAAACGUUUUUUUCGAAGUGUUUCACGCCUUUGUCUCCCUUUCGUCUGCCCCUUCAGAACAGAUUUUCUUGCCUGUUUUUCCUCCGUCCCCGUCUGUCUUUUCUGUCCCUCCAAUUUCUUCGGCAGAGGGCGAGGCCCGAGUGACAUCGCAUGGAGAGACGAGACACGGCAACGCUUCAGAGUGUGCUCUUUUCUUUAUUUUUUUCUCCUUCGUCAACUCCUAACUCUCUUUCUUGCUCUUUUUUGCCACUCUUACUCCUUUUCAAACCUCCUGGCGAAGCUGCUCUUCCCCCGCGAGUCUCCCUCUGUCAUCUGGUCCUUCUGUACCGAGUGUAAAAGAACUUUGAAUCACUUCGGCCUUUUUUCGACACACCGAUCUCUUGCCCGUCGUCUCUCUUUCCUUCUCUUCUUGUUCAAGUGGUUUCUAUCGCGCUAGGGUCCGCCGUUCUUUCUCUUCGUCUCCGAUUCUCCCAUCUCCCGUCACCUCUGCGGCUUGAGAACCUGUCCUGGCCCAGUUCCCCGUUGAAGUCGUGAAUGCAUGAACAGACUUCCACGGACCGCGUGAGAGACACAGGACUCUUCUCUGGACUUCCAAAACGCUGUUCGCCUCCACAUGCCUACCACUUGGCGUCUCCGCCGCGUUGCUCGCUUUCGGGCGCACGUAGGCUGCGCCUGGGGCGCGGCCUGGCGCCCGGACGGGGGUCUCCUCGCCACUUGCGGCUCCGACAGGCGCAUUUGUCUUUGGGCUCCAGACCAGCUCUCUGCGGCGCCCGAUGCCGGCGGAAGCCUGGCGGGGGGCAGAGCAGAGUUGGCCGACGCCGCUCCUCGCGGAACCGCCUCUUCAGCUCCGACAAACAACCCAGAAGGCAACGCAGCCAGGCAGCCAGAAAAUCAUGUAAAAGGAGGCCCAGACAGAGACCAGGCACCCCGAGAACGGCGAGAGGAACACCCUACAGACGGUGGAAAUCCGACGAAAGGGGAUGGCCCACACAAGGAGAAUCGAGGGGAAACACAAGGAACGCGAGAGCGAGGAAACCGCAUGUCGCGCUCCGGUGGCGCAGAGAAGACUCCUGGAGAGAACGGGAGACUGCGCAAAUCCGAGUAUCCUUCGUGGACGCUGAUUAGCGUGAUUGACGCGUCGGCGACCCACACACGCACAGUCAGAAGUGUCUCCUUUUCCCCAGACGGCUUCUGGCUCGCGGCAGCCUCUUUCGAUGCAACUGUCUCCGUUUGGUGCUCCCAUGUAGCCGGCGUCUCUCGAACGCCUUCUCGCUUUACGCAAGUUCAAGUCCUCGAAGGCCCUGAACACGAGGUCAAAUGCGUCGCGUGGAGCCGAACGGGGCGGUACCUUGCCACUUGCAGUCGAGAUAAAACGGUCUGGAUUUUCGAGAGCAGCGCGGAAGACCGAGAAGAGGUCGAGGCGUUUGCGGCUUCGCUGCGUCAAGGCCAGAGAACGCGAGGCUCUCGGCGACUCCAGCGGUCUCUCGGAGACGCUGCAGACGGAAGCAGUUGGCCCGCGGAAACACUUGAAGAAGAUGGCCGUUGGGAUGCGGCGCAGAACGAGCGCGAUUUGUUUCUCGAAGAAAGACGCAGAGACUGGCCGCCGCCCUACGAGCUCGACGUCAACAUGGGAGACGACGGUUGCUUCUUCGUCGCUGCCGUUCUCAGUGGACAUGCCCAGGACGUGAAAGCCGUGAGGUGGCAUCCGCGAGAAGAUCUUUGCAUUUCUGCUUCCUACGACGAUACCUUUCGCGUCUGGGGUCUCCAAGGUGGAGCUGGCGCUGAGUGGGGCCUCCUGCAAGUCGUGAAGGCUCACAGCUCAACGGUGUUGUCGCUCGCGUUCGACCGCCUCGGCAGUCGCCUCGCCACCUGCUCCGACGACCGCCAUCUGAAAAUCUGGACUUGCCUCAACCCGCAGCUCGCGCAUGCAACCGGAGGUAGCUCUGCUGCUACGUCUCCUCGCUCGUUGCUCGCGUCUGCUUCGGCGCCCCGUUCUCGGAUGCUUUCUGAAGAGCUCACGGACCAGGCCGCUUGGGGACCUCUGCUGCCGCUUGGUGAAACGCAUGCGGAGAAACGCGAAGAGGGAGAAGAACUCGAGAGCGGGUCCAAAGCUUCUUGGACGUCGAGUUUUCCGACGAGCACCACGGCGACUUCGGGAAGUGUGCUCUCCUCAAGGAUUUUGCCUCCAUGGUAUGUCACGAGUAUCUUUCGCGGGGCGACCCUCGGCGAUGUGGUUGUCUCGCCUAGUCCAGCGGGUCCAGCAGACACGGAAACAGGGCCGGAAGAGACACAUGGAGACAACGGAGACAUCGGAGACACCCACGCAGAGACCGCGGACAGGGGCCGAGCCCAAGGCUCCGGAGAGGUCCGCGGAGACGCAGCAGAAAGACGAAGCAACGAUCGAUGUCGACGCGAGAGGGAAGGAAAACGAGAUGAGAGGCAAUCUGAAAGCCGUGAAGCUGAGUCCUUUGGGGCUUCCGAGAAAGAGGAAAGAACCCCACAAGCAGCGCGCAGAGAAGAAGCGGAGAAGAGUGGUUUCGUUGACAGCAGAGGAGGGGAGGGAGAAGAGGGGACUGAUUUGAGUGAAUCGGAAUCUGACAAGGAGCGAAACGACAAAGAAGAAAUACGACAACAACAACCAGAUAAAUGGAGACCUGAAGCUGCGCUCUUGUCGGACAUCCACACGAGACCCGUCUACUUUGUUGACUGGCAUGCGACACUCGAUAUCAUCGUUACGGCAUGUGGAGACAAUGCUCUGCGAUUCUUCUCCGCCGAAGAAGACGAGGAAGGCGCCCGUUCCUGGGGGUUGCUUCUUUCCAAGCCUGACGCGCACUACAGCGAUAUCAAUUGCGCUGUUUGGAAUCCUGUGACUCCUGCAUGCAGUCGUCGAUCCGAAGUGCUCCUCGGGAACGCGAACGCGCACAAGACCGCAGCUCUGCUGGCGUCGGUCGAUGACGACGGGAAGAUGGCCAUAUGGAGUCUAGAGAGACGCUGAUGAGCUUUGUUGUUUUCCAAGAAACAGAAAGCCAUAGAGAAGGAGAGAGUCAGCAAGCGAUAAAUAACGGGGGAAACAGGCAGCAUUAAAGCACGGGAGCGAGAGAAAGGUACACCCAACGGGAGAAGCAGAAAGAAGUAAAGACCAUAGCACUAGGGGCUCGUCAAACAGGAUAUCGUCUGUUCACCACGGUGUCGGUGUUCGUGUUUGUAGCCACUGCCCUUGCAGAGGACGGGGCAUGUGCGCAUGUAUCAACCAUAGAAUUCCCACGGUGACUUUAUGCGGUGAAGGCCAUUAAAGUAAGCAGUUGAAUGAUCCAUUCACAAAGUAGUCGAACGAAAACUUACUGGAAAAGGUCAAACUGAAGAGCACAAACAAAGGCAACUUCGGCCGUUCCGUUUUCCCUGUCGUAGUAUUGUCGCG
This is a messenger RNA of Toxoplasma gondii ME49, 3691 nucleotides long. Its product is annotated as WD domain, G-beta repeat-containing protein. Lineage: Eukaryota; Apicomplexa; Conoidasida; Eucoccidiorida; Sarcocystidae. The record is from RefSeq and is a predicted model, not a curated record. Gene Ontology annotation, biological process: iron-sulfur cluster assembly. Gene Ontology annotation, molecular function: protein binding. The coding region runs from base 887 to 3268 and encodes 793 amino acids. Gene Ontology annotation, cellular component: cytosolic [4Fe-4S] assembly targeting complex. The transcript is spliced from 9 exons.